AUCACAGGUCCUUUAUCCACUGUGGUCUGGAAUCUCCUGGAGAGUCAGUGCUCCUCCUCUGCCUUUACAUCCACAAGAUAACUGUCCAUUUCUUGAAGGAGGAUGGACAGGGAUAAGAAAACUGAGCGGAUAUUAAACCUGACCCUGGAGAUCAUAUACUUGCUGACUGGAGAGGGCUACACACUAGUGAAGAAAUCUGAUAAGAGUAUGACUUCAGUCUCCAAUCCAAACAUGUCAGUGUAUUGGAGUGAGAGCCAAAGCCACGUCCUAUUGCCUCCACCUCCAUCACUGAAACACGAGAGAAGCAAAGAGCAGAAAAUCCAGGAGAUCAUCAAUAAGGUCAUUGAGCUGCUGACCGGAGAGGUCGCGGUAAGGUGUCAGGAUGUCACUGUCCAUCUCUCCAUGGAGGAGUGGGAGUAUUUAGAAGGACACAAGGAUCAGUACAAGGACAUCCUGAUGGAGGACCACCGGCCUCUCACACCACAGGAUGUCAUCCUAAGCCAAGAAUGCAACAAUCUCAUCCCAUCUUCCCCUUGUAAAGAAGAAUGUGAUAUCAUAGAAAUUUGUUAUGAUCCCUUCUCUGCCCCAAAUUCACCUUCAGUAAUCCACAACAGAGACCUCUCUUCUGAUCCCACCACUCUAGAAGAACCUUCAGCUGACCAGUCCCAGUUUCCAUGGUCUGAAGCUGAAAAUGAUUUUACAAUGAAGUCUCAUUUAUCUAUACAGAAGACAAGCCACAAAAACGAGCGAAAAUAUACAUGUUCAGUAUGCGGGAAGUGUUUCACAAAUAAACCAAACUUUGUGGAACAUCAGAGAAUACACACGGGGGAGCGGCCAUAUUCAUGUCCCGAAUGUGGGAAAUGUUUUACCUGGAGAUCAAAUCUGGGGGAACAUCAGAAGGUCCACACAGGGGUGAAGCCAUAUUCUUGUCUGGAUUGUGGAAAAUGUUUUGCCUCGAAAUCACAUCUCGUGGAACAUCAAAGAAUCCACACUGGGGAGAGGCCGUAUUCGUGUACAGAAUGCGGGAAAAGUUUUGCAAUUCGAUCCAAUCUUGUGGAGCACCAGAAAACUCACCGAGGAGAGAGGCCAUUUUCCUGCUUGCAAUGUGGAAAAUGUUUUGCCCGGAAACCAGAUUUGGUUAGACAUCAGAAAACUCACACCGGGGAGAAGCCAUUUGCAUGUUUGGAAUGUGGAAAAUGUUUUUCAAUUAAAUCCAAUCUUGUGGAACAUCAAAAAGUUCACACGGGGGAGCGUCCGUAUUCAUGUGCAGAAUGUGGGAGAAGCUUUUCCAAGAAAUCAAACUUAAUUGAACAUCAAAAACUUUACGCCGGCAGAAACCAUUUUAAUACUUUUACUUUAUGAAAAGUUGUGCCUUGGGGCCGGAGCAACUACAGAAAUAGAUGCUGUAGAACCUGCCACCUCAAAACCGUAGAGAAUAACACAGACCAAACUGGCAGAUUUUGGGUGGGAUUGGCCAACAGUCCAAUAGAUAGUAUGGUGGCAGCUUGCCAAUUCCCUGAUGGCAGACAUGGAGGGUGAUGAUCAGACGUGGUGGAUUUCAACAUUUCCAGUCCUUUGUCCUCUCGGAAGAUAUGUUGCUACCAGAAGUGUCUGGGAGCAGUUAUUAUCCUCUCCAAGUGGACAGUGACAGAGAAAGCUGUUGGCCAAGGUGGUGUCUGUGUCAAGUAACCCCACAAUCACUAGAUCAGUGGUUCCCAACAAUACUUUUCCUGGAGAACUACCAAUGCCAUUCAGACGCUUUUUGUCGAGAUGAGUAUAGCAUUCUAUAAUUUGGGUCACAUAUUUUUCAGCAGUAUGAAAUCAGUUGGCUUUCCCUAUUGUAAUAGUCACAGGUAUCAUUGUUGCUAUCUUCUGGAGAACCCCUGGUCGAUCAGGGUUCAGGAUACCCAGGGAAACAUCACAUUAGAACAAAGUGGCCCCUUCGCCUGCUAAUCCGAGAUCUUCUGAUGUGAAUGCAAUACUAUUGGAGUGAAUGGGAGAUUCCAACUACAGACAAAGAUCCCAGAGACAGAAGGUAUAUACCCAUCAGCAUCUUCUGACAUGUCUUAUCAACUUUUUGGAAGAUGUUAGGGGCCCAGGGCAAGAGGGGGCCCCGUUGGGAUCAUCUCCUCUUCUAAAGGGGGGGUUAAAACUUGGUGAGGACUCUACCCUCUAAAUGAACAACUUUUAGCACGCUAGGCAGUGGAAAAACGGCCCAAGGGUCAUUGAAAAGGGUUUAGGUGGAAACCCUUCUGUCCUGUGUGGGGGCCUGGUUAGAUCAUUACUCUGGGGCCCUUACCUGUCUACGCCUUUGGCAAAGGGGCCCGUAUUUGGUGGGACAGACUGUACUUUUUUUAUUUUACUUAAGUUCAUCUGCGUUUUUGCACUUAAAUGGUUUCUAAGUUAACUAGUCUUGUAAUAAAUUUACUAUGCUGCACAGUG
Molecule: messenger RNA, 2442 nt
Organism: Bufo gargarizans (Asiatic toad)
Lineage: Eukaryota; Metazoa; Chordata; Amphibia; Anura; Bufonidae
Product: oocyte zinc finger protein XlCOF8.4-like
Exons: 5
Coding region: 103-1362 (419 amino acids)
Biological process (GO): regulation of transcription by RNA polymerase II; central nervous system development
Cellular component (GO): nucleus
Molecular function (GO): RNA polymerase II cis-regulatory region sequence-specific DNA binding; DNA-binding transcription factor activity, RNA polymerase II-specific
Source: RefSeq, a predicted model, not a curated record